Messenger RNA from Hipposideros armiger (great roundleaf bat), 1686 nucleotides. RefSeq names its product protocadherin gamma-A2-like. Lineage: Eukaryota; Metazoa; Chordata; Mammalia; Chiroptera; Hipposideridae. The transcript has a single exon. Bases 1213 to 1686 code for a protein of 157 amino acids. The record is from RefSeq and is a predicted model, not a curated record. Gene Ontology annotation, cellular component: plasma membrane. Gene Ontology annotation, biological process: homophilic cell-cell adhesion. Gene Ontology annotation, molecular function: calcium ion binding.
UCAAAAAUUUUGAAGUAACACAUGUAUUAUUCUUAAGUACAUUACAAAGAAAUAGGAGUGAAAAGACUCCCAAUGCACUGUGUUUUAUAUGCUCAAAAAACACUAAGCAUCAGGAAAAGGACUUGACAAGCUCUAACAAUUUUGACUGACUUAUUCUCCAUGUGGAAAAACCCUCCCUUGUCUCCUUAGUGUUCCAUGGUGCCACUCACCUCCAAGCAUUUGUACUGAGGUUCUAGAACACUACUCUAACCUUUUUCUGGAUCUAAUCCUACCCUUUAGAAUUCAGUUUUAAUCAUGUCCUGGAAAAGUCUUUCCUGACCCCCAAAUCUAGGCUGGAUACCCUUCCUCUGUCUUCCCCCAUUUCCCAGUGUUUCCCACCAUCAUAGCAGUUAUCAUACUUCAUUAUAAUACUCUGUUUACUUUCCUAUGUCCUCCCCUAUCCUGUAAGCUUCCUGAGAGCAGGGACGGUGAUAAUCAGGUUCACCAUUUCUACCUCAAGCAUCAAUCAAGCAAAGUGUCAGCCACAUGAUAGUCACUCAAUUAAGUGUGUGAGAAUUCAAUAAUUUAAAUACAGGUCUUGAAGUUAAAUGCUAAGCCAUUGAGCACAGAAAUUCAGAAUAUAUAACUGUAGAAGAUAAUGUAGCUAGUGCUUUUAAAUUGAUCUUAUUGUCUCUGAAUAUAAAAUAUGAGGUUGAAGAUGUUUGAAGCAAGGGCCGUGGCAACCUUGAUUAAUGCCUUGAACUUCUAUAAUACUUGCCUAACAACCACUAUCAAGGUCACAUUCCUUUACACCAUUCUUAUUAAUUCUGAGAGAAAGACUCCCGACUUGAAAGAGCUACUUCUAAGGUAUCUUAGAACUGUAAGAUUCUUCAAAGCAGCUUGAAAGUCACAAGGCUGAUAUAAACAACAAACAACGGGUUUGCCCGUUAGGGUGCAGACAUUACUUAGGCCUCUGAGCGUCGCUGUUGACCACCUAAGUAAAAGCCUGCAAGACAUCCAAUCCAACACUACGACUCCCACAACACAGAGGGCUGGGCAUUUGGCAGGCAAGCUUCCGGGGCGGCAAAGAAAUUUAGUUCAGCGGCCCACUAGCUCUCUCCACGGUGACCUGGAUCCCGUGAAUGCUGGUCACCCCAGACCCUGAGGAAUAAAGAUUGGAAUCCCGCACUGGAUGCUGGAAGUUGCCUCGGAGAAAAGGCUGCAGCAGAAGAAAUGGCGGUUCUGCAAAAGUUGCCACAACGCAGAAGGCUGGUCCUGCUGUGUCUUCUUUUGGCUGCCCUGUGGGAAUUUGGAGUUGGGCAGAUGCGCUACUCUGUGCCAGAAGAAAUCGACAAAAGCUCCUUCGUGGGCAACAUCUCCAAGGAUCUGGGUCUGCAGCCCCGGGAGCUGGCGGAGCGCGGAGCCCGCAUCGUCUCCAGAGGUAGGACGCAGCUCUUUGCGCUGAAUCCGCGAGGCGGCAGCUUGGUGACCGCGGGCAGGAUAGACCGGGAGGAGCUCUGCACCCAGAACACGCGGUGUCUAGUGAAGUUUAACAUACUUCUGGAAGAUAAACUGACUAUUUAUUCAGUAGAGGUGGAAAUAACAGAUGUUAAUGAUAAUGCACCUCUCUUUGGAGUAGAGGAACUGGAGCUAAAAAUCAGUGAAACAACUCNCCACCAGUAUUUACUCAGCCUGAGUAUCGAGUAA